AAGGGGGUUAGGGUUUUAGAGCGCUUCUGUUUUACAAUUUCUUCGACCAAACGAGAACAAGCAAGAGGAAGGAAGAAAAUCUGCGAAGAUGUUUCCAGGAAUGUUUAUGCGGAAGCCUGACAAAGCGGCGGCGCUCAAGCAGCUAAAGAGCCAUGUAGCUAUGUUCGGAGCUUGGGUGGUGGUGAUUCGGGUCACCCCCUACGUUCUCCACUACUUCUCCGAUCAAAAGGAGGAGCUCAAGCUCGAACUCUGAUUCAUCCGUUUCUUUUUUCCCGUUUAUCUCAGCUGCUAAACCGACGUGGAAGGAGCAGAGAGACACAUGAUGCUUUUCUCGUGUAUGUUUAGUUUCAGCAUCUCUUUACAUUCUGCAAAGAAAUACUCAUUAUUUCAGAAGAUGUCUUUUGAAGUACUUGUGGGAAAUGAGCCCAGACCUAGUUUGUCUGCAAAAGAUCUCGAUAUUUAUAUGAAAGGUUGCUCUUAGGUAUUA
This is a messenger RNA of Salvia hispanica, 487 nucleotides long. It is a transcript of the gene TOM6, whose product is annotated as translocase of the outer mitochondrial membrane 6. The record is from RefSeq and is a predicted model, not a curated record. Gene Ontology annotation, cellular component: mitochondrial outer membrane translocase complex. NCBI's taxonomy places the organism in Eukaryota, Viridiplantae, Streptophyta, Magnoliopsida, Lamiales, Lamiaceae.